Molecule: messenger RNA, 2162 nt
Organism: Olea europaea var. sylvestris
Lineage: Eukaryota; Viridiplantae; Streptophyta; Magnoliopsida; Lamiales; Oleaceae
Product: beta-(1,2)-xylosyltransferase-like
Exons: 3
Coding region: 95-1639 (514 amino acids)
Molecular function (GO): glycosyltransferase activity
Source: RefSeq, a predicted model, not a curated record
AUCAUAAAUACAUCUAAAAAUCAUCCCCAAACAAUGGAGGAAGGAACGAUAGAGGUGUUUCUCUCACAGAAAGAGAGAGAGCAAGAAUCAGAACAUGAACAGCAAAAAGCUGAAAAUCUUGCUCGCUCUCUUCGCAAUUAAUUCUGUAUCUCUCUACCUCUACUUCUCUUCCCACCCAGAUCAACCACGUCACAAUCAGACGCCGGCUUAUCACUAUUCUAACAACCUCCCGCUUUCCGUAAAGCCCUGGCCCAUAUUGCCUUCCUACCUCCCCUGGUCGCAAAAUCCCAAUGUCCCUUUUCGUUCUUGCGAAGCCUAUUUUGGCAACGGCUUCACCCAUCGUGUUGAUCUAUUAAAACCCAUUUCGGAAACUAACCGGAAAUUGGGUGACGGCGGUGGUGCUGGGUGGUUCAGGUGUUUUUAUAGCGAGACUUUGAGGAGCUCCAUAUGCGAAGGGGGAAGCAUCCGGAUGGUUCCGGGGAGGAUUUUAAUGUCCAAAGGGGGAGAGAAGUUGGAGAGUGUGAUCGGGAGAGGAGAAGAUGAAGAAUUGCCGAAUUUCGAAGCUGGUGCAUUCGAAAUUAAGGUUAAUGAUAGAUCGAGGAAUGGGAAAAGGCUGGUGGACGAAAAGUUCUUGAAUAAUUAUGUCCAAGAAGGUGCUAUUGAUAGGCACACGAUGCGUGGAUUGGUCGAUUCCAUUCGGUUAGCUGAUGCCACUGAAUUCACUUGCUCUAAGGUUUUUUUUUUUUUUCCUGAUAUGUUAAACAUGUGGAUUGAAGAGCCAACACUUUUGGUCACACGUUAUGAAUAUGCAAACGUGUUUCACACGGUGACUGACUGGUAUAGUGCGUAUGUUGCUUCUAGGGUCACUGGUUUGCCUAAUCGACCUCAUUUGGUUUUUGUAGAUGGCCACUGUGAGACUCAGUUGGAAGAAAUGUGGAGGGCAUUGUUCUCAAGCCUUAAUUACGCUAAAAAUUUUAGUGGUCCAGUUUGUUUCCGCCAUGCAAUCCUCUCCCCAUUGGGGUAUGAAACUGCUCUAUUCGGGGGACUAACUGAAAACAUAAACUGCCAUGGAGCUUCUGCACAUGAUCUGUGGCAAAAUCCAGAUGAUCGGAAAACUGCUCGACUGUCUGAGUUUGGGGAGAUGAUAAGAGCAGCCUUUGGUUUGCCACUGGAUAGACACCACAUCCCUAAGCCAGUCUCUGGUCAUAACAUCCUCUUUGUACGACGUGAGGAUUAUCUAGCUCAUCCACGUCAUGGUGGCAAGGUACAAACAAGACUUAGCAAUGAACAAGUAGUUUUCGAUUCUGUCAAGAACUGGGCUUCAAAGCAUUUGGACUGUAAAUUAAAUAUAAUCAAUGGACUGUUUGCACACAUGCCCAUGAAAGAACAAGUUCGAGCCAUCCAAGAUGCUUCAGUCAUCAUCGGUGCUCAUGGUGCAGGGCUAACUCACAUAGUUUCUGCAACACCCGGAACAGUGAUUUUAGAGAUAAUAAGUAGUGAAUACAGACGUCCGCAUUUUGAACUUAUUGCCGGAUGGAAAGGGCUGGAGUACCAUCCCAUAUAUCUCGGUGGGUCUUAUGCUGAUCCUCCUGUAGUGCUUGACAAGCUCAAAAGCAUUUUGAGGAGCUUUGGAUGCUGAAUCUGCUAACCCCCUCCCGAACUCUCAGUUUUCCUCUGAUUGAUGUAGAAAGUGUGACAGUUUCACAGCUAAAUUGAAGGCGUAAAUGCCAGUUCUCGAACAAGUACAGAAUUCACCAAAGUGAUUGCUUUGACAAUGGACAGCCAGGGCUGUUGAUGAGAAGCACGAAGAAGGCCCCUUGAUUACAAAUAUUACUCAGUGCGAGGGAUGGCAUCUGGUUUAUGGCUAUUAGAGAUUUUACACUUGAGGUUUAUAUAGAUGAUAACAUGGGGCUAAUAUACUUCUAAAGAUCUUUGUUUAUCUUCUUGCCAUUUUUUUAAGCGGGGGAGUCGAAUUGUGUUUUUUAUUUGACAGACACUUUCACAUGUUAAAACAGCCAUUCUUUCGACGAUGAACACUCAAUUUUCACUGUAACUUUUAUAGUUAAUUCUUUCAAACACCCUUGGGAUGAUUUCCACGAAUUUUGUGCAAUGAAAUUGUUGGUUGUAUACAGGAUGCAUCUCAAGAAACGUCUUUAGUUGAA